AGGAGCAGGAAGAUGGCGGCGCGGCGGGGUAGCCUCCUCUGCCUGCCUAUCGCCCUGGCGCUCUUGGUGAGCGGCGGCGGCAGCAGCCCUCAGGCAGCUGGGCCGUUGCCUGCCGCCUCGUCCGAAGCCUUUGACUCCGUGUUGGGUAACACGGCGUCGUGUCACCGCGCCUGCCAGCUGACCUACUCCCUACACACCUACCCCAAGGAAGAGGAGCUGUAUGCGUGCCAGAGGGGCUGCAGACUCUUCUCCAUUUGUCAGUUUGUGGACGAUGGCAUUGACCUGAAUCGGACCAAGCUGGAAUGCGACUCUGCCUGUACUGAAGCAUACUCCCAAUCUGAUGAACAAUAUGCUUGCCAUCUUGGAUGCCAGAAUCAGUUGCCAUUUGCCGAGUUAAGGCAGGAGCAAUUAAUGUCCCUGAUGCCAAGAAUUCAUCUCCUUUUUCCUCUGACACUGGUGAGAUCAUUCUGGAGUGACAUGAUGGAUUCAGCUCAGAGCUUCAUAACAUCCUCGUGGACUUUCUACCUUCAGGCAGAUGAUGGCAAAAUUGUCAUAUUCCAGUCAAAGCCAGAAGUACAGUACGUUCCACAGCUCGAGCAGGAAACUGCGGAUUCAAGAGGAUCCUUGUCACUGGGUAAAACAGCCUCAGACCUGCGCCCAGGGAGUUCCCAGCCCUACAGAGGCCUCUUUGAAGAGCGAGAAACCGAAGGCUUUUUCAAGUGUCUUUCCAUAAAUUCCAGUUGGAUAUUAACCACCACACUGGUGCUGUCAGUGUUGGUGCUGCUCUGGAUCUGCUGUGCCACUGUAGCCACAGCUGUGGAGCAGUAUGUUCCCUCGGAGAAGCUGAGCAUCUAUGGAGAUUUGGAAUACAUGAAUGAACAAAAACUGAACAGAUACCCCUCCUCUGCACUGGUGGUGGUUAGAUGCAAGAAUGAAGAGCACGAAGAAGUAGGACCUCUUCCUGCAAAAGUCAAUCUGGCUCAGUCUGCCAUUUAAUAAACAGGUCUUCUGUGGAUCCAGUAGACUUAACUCUAAUAGAGCUAGCAGCUCUUGAUUGUUUGUGGUGGUUCUUCAGAUGAGAAGCUUAGCAGCCAGUCCUUCAAUGCAAAUCAAGCUGCAGAAUCAACAGAUGUCGUGGGAUUUUGUUUUCAACCAGUAGUGAAGAUUCAGACCUCUCGAAUUUCUCUUUGUUUCCAGACAUAAUCACUUCUCACUGGUGUUUGCUCUGUGUCUUUUUGCUUACCAGAGCUGUAAGCAUGCUUUCCAUACUUCUGCCAGGACACUUCCAGACCAGAUUUGUGUGUGUUCUAGGAUGUAAUGUGUACAUUCAGGGUUAGCUUUGUGAAGGUAGAUGAAAUUUUCAGUAGGCAGGAGACGUCUCUUUAGUGUUGCACUUUCUGUUGUAGUUAAAGGAUUAUAAAAUGACCUGUUGGUUAUUACUUUUUUUGGUACUUGUUAAUGUCCAUGCACAAACAAAACAACAACAACAAGAAAUAUAUA
Molecule: messenger RNA, 1500 nt
Organism: Dryobates pubescens (Downy woodpecker)
Lineage: Eukaryota; Metazoa; Chordata; Aves; Piciformes; Picidae
Gene: TMEM59
Product: transmembrane protein 59
Exons: 8
Coding region: 13-996 (327 amino acids)
Biological process (GO): positive regulation of autophagy
Cellular component (GO): late endosome; lysosome
Source: RefSeq, a predicted model, not a curated record